Molecule: messenger RNA, 2228 nt
Organism: Humulus lupulus (European hop)
Lineage: Eukaryota; Viridiplantae; Streptophyta; Magnoliopsida; Rosales; Cannabaceae
Product: ranBP2-type zinc finger protein At1g67325
Exons: 10
Coding region: 149-1003 (284 amino acids)
Source: RefSeq, a predicted model, not a curated record
CGUAUAUAUGGGCUAAAACCUUUUCCAGCCUCAAAUCGAAUCGAUUCUCUCUCUCUCAGUUUGAGUAGCAGUAGGGCACAAUAAUCACCUACUUCGCAGCCCAAAUCCGCUCUUAGAUCUCCAUCUCCGAUUCCACCUCGCCGUCGAUAUGUCUCAGGUCGAUAACAGAAAUUCAUCAGCUGCAAAGCGUGCUCGAACUGAUGGUAGUCGAAGGGAAGAUGAUUGGACGUGCCCUAGCUGUGGAAAUGUCAACUUUUCAUUUAGGACAACUUGCAAUAUGCGUAAUUGCACUCAGCCAAGGCCAGCGGAUCAUAAUUCGAAAUCUGCUGCCAAGCCUAUCCAAGCCCCACAAGGUUACUCCUCAUCUGCUCCUUAUAUGGGUUCUGGUGCACCAUCAUCGAUGUAUCUUGGCGUCCCACCCUAUGGUCCAUCUCUCUUUAAUGGUUCAUCUAUUCCGCCUUAUGAUGUUCCAUUUUCUGGGGGAUCAGCUUAUCAUUACAACUACAACAACCGAUUAUCUACAGGCAGCCCUUACAGACCUUUGCAUUUAUCUGGACCACCAUAUUCAAGUGGAUCAAUGAUGGGUAAUGGUGGGAUGUAUGGUAUUCCCCCAAUGAUGGAUCGAUAUGGACUAGGUCUACCCAUGGGGCAUGCAGCUAUGGGGCCAAGGCCUGGAUUUUUUCCCGAUGAUAAAUUACAGAAGAAGGGUGCAGAUGCCACACGUGAUAAUGACUGGACAUGCCCAAAAUGUGGAAAUAUUAAUUUCUCAUUUAGAACUGUUUGCAACAUGAGAAAAUGCAAUACCCCAAAGCCUGGAUCGCAGGCAUCAAAGUCUGACAAAAAUUCAAAACAAAAGAUGCCAGAAGGUAGCUGGAAGUGUGAGAAAUGCAAUAACAUAAACUAUCCAUUCAGAACCAAGUGUAACAGACAGAACUGUGGGGCUGAUAAACCAGCUGAGUCAACGAAGUCUCCUUCUCCCACACCAGAUGAAAAUGAUCAGUGAGUUCUAGAACAUGUUUGAGGGUUGAGAAGGUCCAGAGUCGUCCAGCAUUGCUCAAUUGGGUGUCUGAAAGUCAGUCUUGUCGUCCUCAUGUUGCAGCGGUUGUCAAGUUACUCUACCUUCUCAUGAUAUGUGUCAAGUUGUUGUAUUAACUGCAAUGGUAUUUGUGAUCUUUGUGGAUCAUACAAUGCAUCUUGUGUCAGCCAGUAUGAUCUGGUAAAAUAUUUACAGGUUGGUUCUGGUUUUUAAUAGUUAGGCCAUGUACUUUUAGAAUCUACUCAUCUAUUCUAGUGGGUAUAUUGCCGUGCAUGUUAGAAAUGUUCCUAGUAUCUUAAAGGUUGCUAAGGUGGUCUACCUUUUCUGGUUUUCAUUGAUCCUAAAUCUCUUCACCCUUCUUUAAGAAAUAGAUUAGUGGGUGUUUCUGUCAGAAGGUGAUAAACCCAAGUUUGAUUUAAUUUAAUUACUGAUUAGUCAGUUGCUCAUAGGAUAUGUAUGGGCUGAAAGUAAUUCUCUUCCCAUUGUUUUGUCUGUGUGAUCUGGUGGUGGUGGUGGAUGCCCAGGUAUGGUCUUACGGGUCGUGUCUAUAGUGUAUUGAGCUGUGUGAUUCGACUUUUGGUUCAUCCUUUUCCUUUUUAUCAAAUGUCAUGGUCUCUCUCUUUAGUACUGUCGUACUAGUGAGAGUUUGACAGGUUGGCUCUCUUCUCGUACAUCCAUAAAACCCAAUCUCUUUGCUAGUUAAAUAAUAGCCCAACAACGCGAAUUACCGAAGUGUAAGUUGAUAUUAACAUUAAACUCAUCGCGCUUAGUUUCAACAUAUAGCCUCAUUAUGGUACCGUCUUCUAACUUCACUUAGUCAACCACAGUAACACAAUAUGACCAUCUUAACUUAACUUUUUUCAUCCUCGGAAAUGGUGUUGGUGAAUGCAAUUUUCUUUUCUUUUCUUUUUGGGCCCGUAUCAAGUCUAUUAAGCAGUUGGUUUGAGUUAUAAGCUGUUGGCAGACGAUUAAUGAAAAUAUUUACAGGGCUGUUCUACUUCGUGCGCUCCAUUUAGAUUUUUUUUUUCAAAAAAAAAUAGUGAUCUGUUACAAUUUUUUUCUUCAUUAUUUGUGCAUGUGCUGUCAAUUUAAUGUCAACAUCCUUGCACGUAUUACUAUUAGGUAUGUGAAGAUUCCAUUGGCUUUGGUUGCUUGUAGAACUUGCGACUUGAAAUAAAUAUAAGAGAAUAUG